Molecule: messenger RNA, 7579 nt
Organism: Nilaparvata lugens (brown planthopper)
Lineage: Eukaryota; Metazoa; Arthropoda; Insecta; Hemiptera; Delphacidae
Product: carbonyl reductase [NADPH] 1
Exons: 3
Coding region: 5966-7543 (525 amino acids)
Molecular function (GO): carbonyl reductase (NADPH) activity
Source: RefSeq, a predicted model, not a curated record
CGCAAAUGUGCAUAGAGCCUAGAAGUGUUUAUGUUAUCUCUUGACUUUUCACUGGAAUUGAACUUGUUAUUGCUAGGGAAAUAAGUAUUAGAGAUAAAAACACUUCAAUAUAUUAUAUCGGUGAUAUUUUAAACUCCGGCUUUUAUUUUUAGUUGUUGUUUAGUUGUAAUGUCAAAAACUAUGGAAAGAGUUGCUGUGAUUACAGGUGGAAAUAAGGGAAUUGGAUUUAGUAUAGUCAAAGGACUUUGUAAAAUUUUUAAAGGAAAAGUUUACCUAACAGCUAGAAAUGAAGAAUUGGGUAGACAAGCCGUUGAAAAAUUAAAAGAAGUUGGAUACAAUCCUGAGUUUUAUCAGUUGGAUAUUACAGUUGCUCAAAGUAGAGACAAUUUCGCCAAAUAUUUAAAAGAAACAUAUGGAGGAUUAGACGUUUUAGUGAACAAUGCAGGGAUCGCAUUCAAAGCUUUGGGUGCUCAGCUUAUAAUGUCUCAAAAGUGGCCGUUUCUGCAUUGACCUUCAUUCAGCAAAAGCUACUGCUCAACGAUCCACGGCCUGGCAUAAUUGUAAACUGUGUUCAUCCCGGUUACGUUGAUACUGACAUGACCAGUCACAAGGGACCUCUUACGCCAGAUGAGGGCGCAGAAGCAUCUAUUAUGUUGGCAACCCUCCCAGAAAAUGCAUCUCGCCCCAAGGGAGACUAUGUUUGGUACGAUGGAAAAAUCUAUGACUGGAACAGUCCCACACCAACACCAAUUCAAUAAAAAGCACGAUUUAAAUGAAUUGAAAAUAUCAAUUCAAUAUUCCAAAAAUUGUUAUGAAUUUGAACAAUAAUAUUUUGUAUUUUGUCAAGUAUCGAUGUUUCAACCUCUUUAUUGAUUCCUUAGUAAAUUCUGUACCUUUUGUCAGUCUUAAUUUACUCUUUGGAUCUCAGCAAACGUUUGCUGUCAUUACAACAUUAUACCUUUUAAUAGCAUCUUUUGAGAUUUAUAGUGUAAUUAUCGUUUUAUUUGUAAUUAUUGUUUGGCCAGCUACAGAAAGUUGAAAUAGAACCCACACAAGUUGAACAAUCUCUUUCAAAAUUUGAAGAAAACAUAUCAAAAAUUCGCAAUAGCAUCGAAACAGACCCUUCAACCUCUACAGAAACAACUGAGGAACAACCUUCAACAUUAAAAAAAAGAAAAAUCAACAGAAUCGAAUGGAGGAGACAAGCCAUAGAAGUCUGUGAUGUUAUAAUUUGCCAAUCGAAAGAACGAUUCAGUUUUACUGGGCAUCUUGUGGCAGCUAGUCUUUUCAUUCCUGACAGAUUUCCAACUUAUGAAAAACUUCUUCCUGAAAACAAGUUGAAUGCAGUGUACAAUGCUUACAAAUUUCUAGACAUUAAAAAACUUCGCACUGAACUUAUAACAGUUUACAGUGCAAUUGAAUUCAGAGGAAUAUCAGGAGCUGUGGCAUUGUAUAGCUUCUUGAAAGACAAUAAACUAAAUGAAACGUUCAGUGAAAUAAUGAAACUUCUUGAAAUAAUUAUCACCAUACCCAUGACAACAGCUGAAGCAGAAAGGUGCUUUUCUACUCUUAAGAGAGUGAAAACCUUCUUAAGAAACAGCAAGGCUCAAGAGCGAUUGUCAGCAUUAGCUAUGCUGUCAAUUGAGAUGGAUCUGCUAAUGGAAAUUCCUGAUUUCAAUCAAAAGGUGAUUGAAAAAUUCGCUCACCUCAAAGAAAGACGGAUGGACUUCCUCUUCAAGUAAUGGUGAGUGAUAAUUAUCAACAUGUAAAUAAAAUAAUUGUAUGAAAUAUAUUCUUCAAGUGUCAUUGAAAAUGAAUUAAGUUGAGUUGGAAAAAAAUUUCAGAAUAAUAAAUGGGUCAUCUUCAAAGAUGAUUUUGUUUUGCAACCCCCUAUAAUUUUGAGCACCAGCCGCCACUGACUCCUUUUAUCUUCCUCCUUUUCUUUCAUUAAUAUAAUCACAGCAAAAAAACAUGGGCCAAGUGAAUAAAACGAGUAUACUCAACUUAGUACAUUCUUCCUACAGUAACUAUAUUACAGUAAUAUAGUUACUGUAGUUCUUCCCAAUUAAGUCUUCUCUCCUUUAGUAAACACUUGCUCUAAAUAGUAUUCUCUCGACUCGGAGUGAACAAACCUAAUACGCUCUACCUUAAAAACAAGAGUUCUCACUAUUAUUUCAGAUGAAUAAUACACAACAUAUUCAAUUUAAAAGUUCUCGCUUCCGUUAACGUCUGUCUGUCUGCCUGUAACAUAUGCCUAUGCGUAAUUAAUAAUACUACUUGUGAUAGCAGUUUUCUAUGACGUUGAAAAAUUUGCUAUGAAAAAGGUUUUUUAAAGUGUUACCGUACAUUUUUGAGUAGAAGCAAUUAACUAUUAGUGUUCAAUAACACUUGAUUAUCCAAUGUACGUGUGCUACUCAUUUAUUUAAUUUUUUUAUCAUUUAUGAUUAUAUUUAAAUAUUGAGAUCAUCAAAACGGUUUGAGAUAUUUAUGUGCGAGUUCCGCCAUCAGUUUUCUUUCAAAAUUCUGUAUCGAAUCAUGUAUCGCAUGACCACGUUCCCAUUUGAGAAAUGAACUUGGAUUCAAAAUGAUGCUGGAUUCGAAAUGAAGUUGGAUCCAUUUAUGACGAAUCCAAGAUGGCGGACAAAAGUUUUAAAGUGACAGAAAGUAGUUUUUCAUUUGGAAUGGGAACCACAUUUUAUUAUAAAUGUUGAAAUAAUACUUCAAAUUGAAGAGAAUUGUAUCCUCUACAACCCAACGUUCAGUACUUAUUUUUUCGAUGCAUUGUUGUUGAGUCCUGAAUGUAAAAGAAGUUGGAAGAAAAACUUGCUUUUCAAAGAUUUUACACUCUUUUAAAAGUGAAUAUCUCGAAAACUAAAGGAGAUAUCACAAAACUCUACUGAACAAAACUUUUAGGAAAUUUAUCUAGCUUCAUUGUUGUUCGGUUAGUCAUGUUGCUGAAAUGCAUUGUUUCCAAGAUACAUGUGUGUAAGCCAGAAAAAACGAAACUUUUAAACCACCCUCAUCACUGAAGCACAAGGGGUAGGGAUGAGGACUGUUAAUAUGUUUAGCUUCUAACUAGUCCAAAAAAGCUACGAAGUCAAAUAUUGUGUUUCAAACGUUCCCUCCAAAUUUCCCUGUCAAUUGAUCUAUUGUUGAACUGAAGAUUUCAUACUGAACACUAUAACGGCUACAACAAUCGUAGGGAGAUGUGUAAAAUGAGGAAAUAAAUGAAAUUGUAGAGAAUUUUAUGCUCUAUGAGCUCAUGAUUAGCACGGAUUUUCAUAAUAGAUCGUUGAAAAGUUAUAAGGCUAAAAAGAUUAAAAAAACUGGAGACGGAAGGGUUUUUCUUCAAAAUGUGACAACCAAAAAAUGAAACUUUCACUUACUAAAACUUUUAAAUGUCCAGAAGCCUGAGAUAGUGUACUGUCAUUCUUAAUGUUUUCGGACUCUAAAAGAGGCUUCAUGCAAUUAAUGAGGUCCUGUCUGUGUUCAUGAAUUGUCAUUACGCUGCGUGAUUGAAAGUUCCAUCUGGUAGGAACAGAACGUGGCAAUCUUUUCUUCACAACUUCAUCUAAUACUGACGUUCUUUGCACACUACUCGAAAAAAGGAGCAUAGACCUUGCACAUUUGCAAAGAAUAUUCGCACAUCCCUGUUGAUGGAAGCAGCUCUCAUCAUCACUAAGUUGAGUUGAUGUGCAUGGCAGUGGAUAAAGUGAGCACUAGGAUAAGCCUCUUUAACAAUAGCUUGUACACCAUUAGAGAAUCCAGUCUGAGCAAUAAACUUAUCAGGCAUUUCAUUCAAUUUAUGUAGCUUCAAUUGAUCUUGAAUACAGGAAGCAAGUGCGGCAGCACCAUGCUGUGGAGGAUUAACAAAAGUCAAAAAUCUCUCUACUGGCUUAUUUUUCACAAUAUAUCUAUAAACUACAGCCAUUUGAAAAACAUUUGAGACAUCACUAGUCUCGUCUGCAAUGACUGCUAAAAAAUUAGCAUCUUUUAUUUCUUGUGAAAUUUUUUCAUGACAAACUUCAAGCAUUACAUUUAAAAGUUCGUUUUGAAUUGUCUUUGAGGUUCCACAAAAAACUGUAGCACAAUCCAAGUGAGUUUUCAUAGCACUAUCAAGUUCUGCACUAAAAUCUAUCAAUCCUCUGAAAAUCCCUGGAUUGGAUGAAUCUUUAGAUUCAUCAUGCCCUCUUAAAGCAAGCUCGUACACAGUUUAUAAUGAUACUCAGAACAUACCGAUUUUGCUUGACUUUUUCGUUAUGCAGUAGAAUGUUUUGUCUGUAGGCAUUAUUUAAUUUUUCUACAAUGUUUGUAGUUCCCAAUAAUGCUAAUUUUAAAUUGUUCUUCAUAUGUACACCUGAAACCUCAUGCUUUUUUGUUCUUGUUGAAAUGUGAUUUAAGUCUUUGAAUCCAGUUUUUGUCCAUGUAUCCUCACCUCCAAACAAUAGACAGGGGAAACAAAACAGUGCCAUUUUAGUCUCACAUCCACAGAGCCAAAUGCAUUUAUUGUAUAAGUCUCUGUUGAAUUUCCUAUUAAAAGUUAUGUUCCCUGAUUUUACAAUUCUAAUGAAAUUUGGGAGGUCCGGUGUUGGCCUACAUAAUGUUCUUAUUUCAAUCUUUUCUUGAAGCAGCCGUGAAUUGAAGGAAGCAGCCAGUAAGUUUGUAACUGAAUUCAUUUUUCAUUGGAUCCGAUAAGUCAUAGAACCAAUCAACCGAAGCACUGAACUAUUAAUAACUAUCAAUAUCACAUUUUUCAUAGGAACAACAACACAAUAACAACAUCAAGAUCAAACUAUGCAAAACAAAAAUACAAAAUAUUUAUGCCACAUGCCACAUGAAUACAAACAAACAUAACCUGCAAUCCAAUAACAAAAAUAAUUUAGGAAGUUCAAAUGCCUUCUUGAGCUAUGACUUACGUUACGACACUUACAAAAUACACUAGCGCUCCCGGUAGCAUAGUUGCUAAGCACUCUGCAACCUAGAAAUAUGGCUACAAAGCAAACGUUGCCAUGGCAACCACAGUAGAAUCCGAAAUAACAACAAUUUAUUCCUCUGCUAUUCUUCUAUUAUCUAUUAGUAGGCCUGGUGCAUGCACUCCGAUAGUUAUGUGCGGUAUUUUAAACACAUUCUUCCCGCGCCAAACAUCAGAACGUAAAUCGUUUGUCGAUCUGUGUGCAAAUGAAUGUGAAUAUGGAAUGUAAUUUUAACUUAAACUACCUACUAGUAUUCAUUAUUUUGUUUAAAGAUUACUGGGGAUUGUGCAACCCUGCAACCUUAUCAGGAGCCGCCCCUGUAUUGGAUGUUAUGAAGAUAACAGUAGGCUUGGCCGUGUCAAGUCGAGUUUUGUGCAGCUCCGUAUAAUUAAUCCAUUUUCAUUGUAAAAUUAAUGUAUUUCAGUGUCGUGUGUUAGUGCAUUGUGAUCAACUAAGUACGGGCUUCAACUUCAACGUCUCAAAUAAUCUGAAGUGACGUGUUAAUAGAUUUAAUGUUGUUUUAUUCAGUCGACAAUUUAAAGAGUAUCUUGUUUGCAGGUUACAAAAUUUUUCUGUGCCGGUCAGUUUCAAAGCCUGUUGUUAGUGUUAGUGAGCUUAUCACUUGUCAGCCUCUAAUCUCAGAUAAGUACUGCAAUACUUUCACUCUUUUCUAGAACUGUUAUGACCCAUAAAAUAAGAAAAAUCAUCUGAGCUGAGUCAUAUUAUUGCUAUCCUGAUUGUCUUCACCUUUUACCCAUAUAGUCAUUGAUCCUUCAUUUUCCAGGAGCUUCCAUAUAUUCCUGUCUUGAUGGCUCUCUAGGCUUCAAUCAUCCUUUCUAUAUUCCCUACCCGCAAUAAUAGAAUAUGCUAUCAUUAAAGCUAUUGGAUUGGGCUACAGUUGUGUUUUUCCAUUCAGCUGUUUGCAUUUGGAUAUAAAUCGCGAUCCAUUUUCGCGACAUUUUCUGUAAGUCCGGUUUUGGCUACACACAAUCAUGCUUACACGUACUGGACGCUAUAAUCCUAUAACAAACCUUGAGCAUGAUCUAAAUAAUCUGAGAGAAAAUGUUUUCAAUAGCGGAGUGUUAGAGAUAGCUAUCAAUUUACACGGAAUACUUGACACAAUAUCGCAUAAAUUCUCAAAGGAUGCGGUGAUUGACAUAAUCCCCGAAAUUACAUCACUUUUAAAUAAAUAUGAUGCUUCGGUUAAAGUGAAUGAGGACCUGAAAAGGAUAUUAACCGACUUGUCCUCAGAAAAACUUGCACUAGAGAAAUUACUAUUACAAGAGAAAAAGAACAGAAAAAACGAUUUUGACGAGUCUAUUACCAAUGAGGAGAAAGCAGAUUUUGAAAUUAGUGAACUUAAAUCAAAGCUUAGUUUCAAUAUGACAUCAGUUGAUGAAUUAAAGACUGAAAUUAGUUCCAAAGACGCAAUAAUCAAUUUGUUGAGUAACGAUGCGCAAAAUGCUGCUGAAAAAAUUUUAAAACUGGAAACUGAAUUGAAAUCUAUGAGGAGGAAUUCAAUCGAUUCAUCAAAUAAUAAUGACGAUUUCAUCACUCCGAGAACUACAGUUGGAGCUCGAAACAAUGCAACUUGUGCUAUUAAAUUGAAUAACAGAUUUACAGUACUCUCAGAAAAUAUAUCAACAUCAACUUGCUCAAAUAGGUCUACAUCCGAUAAACUACUGGUCAAGGCGCAAAUACAUCGAUCCACUACACCCGAAAAUAAAUCUUUCUCAAAACGCAGAGUAGGCAACAAUAGCUCCAACAAAAAGAAAAGGAGAGUAACUAUUAUGGCAGAUAGUCAAGGUAAACAAUUGAGUGGAUAUCUGCAGCAUCUCGAUGAUGACUUCGACGUCUUCGUUUACACCAAGCCAGGAGCCAAACUAAAGCAUGUUGUUCAAGAUGGGCUUGUUUUUGUUAGCGAUUUUACUGAGGACGAUUUUAUCAUCAUAUUAGCUGGCUCAAACGAUCAUCACUUGGAUGAACCUUAUCAGCUAACCCUGUUUCAAGGAAUAAGUUCUCUUCUCGAAUUAAACCUGAAAACGAACAUCAUCGUGUGUAGUGUGCCCUUACGGUAUGAUGACCAGCGGCUCAAUGAAAACAUUCUCCACUCCAAUUCCUACUUGUCUUGUAUGGUGCGCAACUGCAAUGGCAAAAUGAAGCUUCACUACUUCGAUAUAAACAUCUUCCUCCAGAGAACUCAUUUCACGAGACACGGUCUACAUUUCAAUCGUCAAGGAAAAAGACUAAUUUCAAAACAAUUAAUAACAUUUGUUAAGCAGAAUUUUAUUAAUAAUGUUAACAGCGUGUCUAUGUCCGUUGUAAAUGAGGUUUCCACAAGGCAGCAUACGAUUCAAUCCCUCGAAAUUCCUGAAUCUCUCGACAUUCAAUACAUUGGUUCCUUUCCUGUGACACCCAUCCCACCAAGUUCACCUGCAUCCUGUGACCCAACUCUCGAAGAUACAAUCUUUACAGAGAUAGAUUUUCCAAUUCAAUCCUUACAUCAGUCCAUGAAUAAAACCGAUUUUUUAGACAGUUCAGCAAUUCCUUUUCUUAACAAAACAAUUUAAGUGUUCACAAUUUAAGUAGAAAUCUCAAUGUCUUUU